This is a messenger RNA of Equus caballus (horse), 2499 nucleotides long. It is a transcript of the gene ZNHIT6, whose product is annotated as zinc finger HIT-type containing 6. Gene Ontology annotation, biological process: box C/D snoRNP assembly; snoRNA localization; maturation of LSU-rRNA from tricistronic rRNA transcript (SSU-rRNA, 5.8S rRNA, LSU-rRNA). Gene Ontology annotation, cellular component: nucleus; pre-snoRNP complex. The record is from RefSeq and is a predicted model, not a curated record. NCBI's taxonomy places the organism in Eukaryota, Metazoa, Chordata, Mammalia, Perissodactyla, Equidae.
ACAAUUGGGGCUCUUGCUUGGCCGGCGUGCGCGCUGCUUGCAGCUUCUCGGUUUCACACGUGUGCUGCUGUUGGUGUUCCCGUCCCUAAUUCAUUCCACUUGGCGUGGACUAGCUCCAUUGAAGGACAGUGUGCCAGCGGAGGCCAGGGGUCGUGAGCUGAUGGAUUUUGCUGCUGAGAAUGAAGGGACGUCGGGAGGCGGUCUCCAAAGGGUAGCUGAGGGGGCGCGGCGAAGUCCGGAGUUGGGGAGGGAGGAGGCCAGCGGUGGAGAGGCGAGGGAUGGACUGAUAGGAAUGGGGAAGACAGGGGAUGGAGAGGAGGGAAGUGGACAAAGGGCAGAGGACAUGCGUGUGGACCUAACAGCUGUGAAGCAAGAAGUUAUGGACUGGUCGGAAGUGGAAGAAGGUAUGUUGGAUGGCCAGUGGAUAAAGCAGGAGGUGGAGGAUGGGCCUGAGGUAAAGGAGGAGAAAUCAGGCACAUUGGAGGUGAAGCAGGAGAUGGAUAGUAGUUUGGUGGUAAAAGAAGAGAAGGCAGAUGAACCAGAGGUAAAGGAAGAGAAAGUGAAGGUGAAGGAAGAGGUAAUGGACUGGCUGGAAGUGAAGGAAGAGAAGAAGGGUAUCUUGGAGAUAAAACAGGAGGAGGCAUUUAUUGUUCGGAACAUAAAAGAGGAAAUGAUGGACGAAGCGUGUGUAAAAGAAGAGAAGUAUUUCCCGAAGAAGGAAGUGAUGGAUGAUACAAACGUGAAAGAAGAGCCUCAGGUGAAUCCCCCAGUGGGCUCCAAGCGGAAACUGGCCAUGUCAAGAUGUGAAACUUGUGGUACAGAAGAAGCAAAGUACAGAUGUCCACGUUGUCUGCGAUACUCCUGCAGUUUGUCCUGUGUAAAGAAACACAAAGCAGAAAUGACAUGCAAUGGAGUUCGAGAUAAAACUGCAUAUGUUUCAAUACAACAGUUUACUGAAAUGAAUCUUCUAAGUGAUUAUCGAUUUUUGGAAGAUGUAGCAAGGACAGCUGACCAUAUUUCUAGAGAUGCUUUCUUGAAAAGACCAAUGAGCAAUAAACAUAUGUACUUUAUGAAAAAUCGUGCCAGAAAGCAAGGUAUUAACUUAAAACUUCUACCCAAUGGAUUCACCAAGAGGAAAGAAAAUUCAACGUUUUUUGAUAAGAAAAAACAACAGUUUUGUUGGCAUGUGAAGCUCCAGUUUCCUCAGAGUCAAGCUGUGUACAUAGAGAAGAGAGUACCAGAUGAUAAAACUAUUAAUGAAAUCCUAAGACCUUACAUUGAUCCUGAAAAGUCUGAUCCUGUAAUUCGUCAAAGGUUGAAAGCCUACAUUCGCUCUCAGACUGGGGUCCAAAUUUUAAUGAAGGUGGAAUAUAUGCAACAAAAUUUAGUAAGCUAUUAUGAACUGGAUCCUUACAAAAGCCUCCUUGACAAUUUGAGGAACAAAGUGAUCAUUGAGUACCCAACAUUACAUGUGGUAUUAAAAGAAUCCAGUAAAGACAUGAAAAUUCUUCACCAAGUGAAAAGUGAAUCUACCAAGAACACUGGCAGUGAAAAUUGAGCACUUCUGGAGGAAGAAGGUGAAAAUUCGCAGACAAAUGCUGAGAACUGUACAUUGACUAGAUGUUGGGUGAUUGGGGUAUUGUCAGUGGGUGGUUGGCAUUUUUUGUUUCUCUGAAAAGUAAUUAAACAAUCUAAAAUUUUUUUGAGAAAGGUGUUGAAUUGACUUGUAAGGCCCUUAUUCCUAUUAACAGCCCCUUUUUUGCAGCUGAUCGGCAUAGUGCUUAUUUUAAUUAGGCCCUGGCUUUUAAUGUGCUUUAAUUCUAUAGGCUGAAAACUUAGUUUGAUGUAAGACCAAACCCAGGGAUCACCUGUGUUAGCCACCAAGUUGGCAUUCUCUUUAAACAUAAAGGCCAUGCGAUACACCAUCUAGCCACAGGAGAACUGAUCCAUCAGUUGCCCAUUCUUGCCUUUGGGAUUAUAUGUAACCUAUCCUCUUGGGAUGACUGAAUGGGUCUUUUGUACUUGGGUAGCAUCCAGUACGGUAUCGUGUAAAGGCUGAAUAAAUACUGUUAACUAUUAUUUCUUAUAUUCAGUUCAGAAGAUCAGCACCUCCACAUUACUGUUUGAACCAUCAGUGCUCAUGAAUUUGGCUCUACUUAUUCACACAGUGAGCUGGGUCUUGUAAUGAAGUCUGUGCCUUUCAUCCCAGUCCCACUCCACUCUUGUCGUUACCACACAGGGAUGUUGUGAUGAGCAGUUUUAUGCUGUGUUUUGAAACAUCUAGCAGUAGCUUAAAAAAAAAACACUUGGAACUCUGCAAAGUGUUAUUGGAAUGUAUAUGUGUAUUUAUGUAUUUACAUGGCUUAAUUUAUACCUUAUGGCAGCUCUGUAUACAUUAUGAUCUCACAUAUUGAAAUUAAAAGUUUCCUAGCUUUAAUGGAAUUUAUACAGUUGUGAAAUUGCAAUAACUAUAAAAGAAUAAAAGAUUAUUACAUCUGU